Cyclocybe aegerita is the source of this 2646-nucleotide messenger RNA. The record is from the annotation of a GenBank genome assembly. NCBI's taxonomy places the organism in Eukaryota, Fungi, Basidiomycota, Agaricomycetes, Agaricales, Hemipholiotaceae.
AUGUCUGCCCCCUCUACCUCACGCAAACCGAGCUCUCACCCAACUGCGAACCCGGGUCAUAAACCCCAGGCUAUAACAGUCAAGUGUACUGUUACGCCUGCUAGGAAGACACCUAAGCUGAACUCACUCCCGUCGAGCCCAGCACCAGCGCGCCGAAUCAAACCCGAGCCCAUUGGCCGGUUGAAGGCCCCAAUUUCCUCCAGCAGUUCCACCCCUGCCCAUCUCAUCCAACCAUCUCCUGCUCGUCAUAGCCACUCCUCUGCCUCAUCCACACAUACGCCUAUACGCGGAGCCUCUAAAGCAGCUCAGAAACCAAACGAACAGCCCUCGACAUCAACACUUCCGCGGCAGGUGUCCAUUCAUGAUCCACAGGACUGGAAAGCUGCAACAGCUUCGGUUAGACAAGGAGAUCCCUUGAUGGACGCCUUCCGGAGAAAGCUGCCACUAGCCCCCGUUCUUGGACUCUCCCGACUAUGGGAUGAUCCCAACAACAACAAGGAGUAUCCACCCGGAAGCAGAGAAAGGUUGAACUCGGUGGACGCCGUCGAUGGCGAUGGUGAAGACGAUUUCCUGCCCCUCCCAAGAAACGAGGUCUGGGAGUUCGAGUUGACCUACUCAUCCGUUCCGAAGUGCGUUCUAUCCCUCGAACGGCACUUAAACCGCCGACUACCACAGAAAGAAAUCGUCCAAGAGGCUUGGGUUUAUCUGCACUCCAUCCUCUCCGUCGUCUGUUCUAUGGAUUGCCGUCUCGCUGAGGCUGGUGUUGUGGACACAGGGAGAUAUUCUAUCGCUAAAUCGGCUUUGGGCAUUCUCGUUGGUCUGUUCAAGCAGAUUCUAGAAUACGGGCUUUAUCGAGACGGGCUGGCUGAGGAGAUUGGCAGCCAGGCGCGUGCGCUGUACAGGUCCUUUCUGCCCUUGUUCUUCCUCCACAAGCGCUACGUCAAGAUCAACAAACCCCUUCCUGCUCUCCCACCUGAUGCACAACUGUCAGUUGACCCUUUCGCCGACGUGGAUGACUCAACCGAAGAUGAGAUCGUCACAGAAAACAUUUACUACAAGCGUGCAAGUACGCUUUACUUCAGACCUGACGCGGUCAUACCGACGUACGAUCCAAAGAAGGACGCUCAGGCUGGGCUAGUGUUCGACAAGGAGAACCGCAUCAGAAGCGCCCCUCUGAAAACCCUCAUCCUCGUUCUGACGUCUAAGAAGGGAUCGGAGGACCGCGAUUUGGCUACCGUCGUGCUGACCUCCUUCCGAUUCUUCAGCUCUUCGGAAGCCUUCUUCAACGAACUUGUCGAGAGGUACGAAGAGAGCGCGAGGCGUGUUCCCUCGAGGCGUUACGCACGACAGAUGGAGCCCGACUGUGCUCGCGUCCUCGCUCUGUUGUCUACCUGGCUGUGCCAGUAUUGGCAGCCCUACUUCGACAGGCCUGUCCUGGAUGAUAUUUUGGCAUUCCUGGAGAAAACUCGAAAAUCUCCAGUCGCUCCGUUGAAUAUGAUCGCCCUUCUUCGAGAGAGGGUGAAGGUUCUUUAUAACAUGACCCACGACACUGCGUUGGAGGCACGACUUGACAAAAUCGUCGAAUACCAGAAGACCCAUCAGCCUUCCCAGAAGCCACCCAUGACGAGGUUUCGGUUUCCGGAGACCUACUCUAGGAAUCGUUUGAAACAGCUGCUCAUGUUCGACACGAACGAUGGCCGAGAGGAAUUUGCCAGGCAGUUGACCGUCAUGUUCUCCCACUUGUUCCGAAGGGUCAGCCCUGAGGACCUCGUGCAUCUCUGGUGGCGUUACGGUACUGACCAUACGAGGGGUGAGAUCAAGGACAUCCCAUCCGCACUAGAGCUACGGGCUAUCAUUGAUCGCCAUAAUCAACUCACUCAAUUCGUUGUUCGUUCCAUCCACGAUGCCAAGAGCCCGAAAGAAUUUUCUCGAGCAAUGACAUUCUGGCUCGACAUUUGCGAGGCAUGCAGGGUGCACCGUAAUUUCGCGGCCGCCAACGCCAUUUAUUCGGGGUUCAUAAAUAGCUCAAUAACACGCCUGGAGCAGCAUAUUUCUCUUCCUCGUUCCGCAAACCUUCUACUCCAACAACUGGACGAGUUCUUCCACCCUUCCCGGAUUAGCGCUACACAGAGUGCAAUUUUGAAGGGGGACACUGUUCAAGCUACCCUACCAAUCCCAGCCUACUUCACGGGCAACAUUAUCAAAACAAAGGAAGGUUCGAAGAUAGACCGAGAAAGAAUGCUGGCUCGCUACAGAAUCAUUGCGACGACUACGAAGGCACUGAAUCAGGCCCUACUACAGUAUCCUUUUCACGCAAACAAUUGCUUCCAAUGGUGGCUGGAGAAGAGUCUCAACCUCUUUGCUUGUGAUUGUAAAGGGCAAGAGAGAUUCUAUGCUGCUGUCUAUGCAGAAAGCCAAUUACGCGAGCCAAGGGACCUCAGGAUGCAAACUGAGCACGCAGAUCCUCGGAGAUCUAUGAGUCAGACUAUGACACCCCCCAACGGCUCCAUGAAGAGUUGCUCAGAAAAGCUCAGACAUGCCAUCAUUGGAAUCACCAUGCAGGAUGUACGAAAAACCAAAGAAAUCAUUCUGUCAAUGUUGGAGAAGCGCAGUAACCCUUCGCCGUCAUCGGGAGCAGUCUCCUAG